Messenger RNA from Esox lucius (northern pike), 7162 nucleotides. RefSeq names its product receptor-type tyrosine-protein phosphatase F. The record is from RefSeq and is a predicted model, not a curated record. Gene Ontology annotation, biological process: protein dephosphorylation. The coding region runs from base 483 to 6284 and encodes 1933 amino acids. Lineage: Eukaryota; Metazoa; Chordata; Actinopteri; Esociformes; Esocidae. Gene Ontology annotation, molecular function: protein tyrosine phosphatase activity; protein binding. The transcript is spliced from 43 exons.
GAACACAGCUCAGUGUGUGAUCAACCUUUGGCGCAGAAGGUUCUCUCAGCGAGCUACUAUACACUCUCUCUUCCUUUACUACUGAGUAAUUGAGCCUUAACUGGAGAGAGGAGAAUCACUGAAGGGACAGACAGACAGAGAGAAAACAAUUUAUUCCGCUGUGUGCUGGUAGUGGAAUAGUUAAGCAGGGGGACCUAACUGCCGCUUGAGUUUUGAAAGGAGAGACCUCCAUAAGGAAUUGACUUAACCUUCCCUGGAUUCUGGUGGAUAUUCCUUAAGGAUUUUUGUAAGGAUUUGGAUAUUGUGGUAGUAGGACACUCGGAUUAACUGCCGAACGAAGGUUUCUAAGAGGAAUACAAACCUGAUUUAUUUUCCAGUUUUUCUUUUUUAUAGAUAUGGGUGUCUGAUCGUGUCAGGAGAGGCGUGUGUCUUCGUCGUGGGGAACAGAGGACGAGUGGUGCCCCGUGCCAACCUGGACCAUCAUGGUGCCUAACAUUCACCCUGCAGUACCCAUCCUGCCCAGAGGGGCGGCGCUGCCGCUGCUGUUACUCAGCUGCCUGGUGCUCUGCUCUCAGGCUGACAGCUUGCCAAGGUUCGUCAAGUCUCCCGAGGACCAGACGGGUAUAUCGGGUGGCGUAGCAUCGUUUGUGUGUCAGGCCACGGGAGAGCCCAAACCCAGGAUCACCUGGAUGAAGAAGGGGAAGAAAGUCAGCUCUCAACGCUUUGAGGUGAUCGAGUUCGAUGAUGGCUCUGGGUCUGUUCUGAGGAUCCAGCCGUUGAGGACACACCGGGAUGAGGCUAUUUACGAGUGCACUGCCACCAACACCGCCGGGGAGAUCAACACUAGUGCCAAACUCACCGUGCUGGAAGAGAACCAGAUUCCCCAUGGGUUCCCCAACAUCGACAUGGGUCCCCAGCUGAAGGUGGUGGAGCGGACCCGUACCGCCACCAUGCUGUGUGCUGCCAGCGGCAACCCCGACCCAGAGAUCUCCUGGUUCAAAGACUUCCUCCCUGUCGACAUCACCAGCAGCAAUGGACGAAUCAAACAGCUCCGCUCAGGUGGUGCACCAAUUAGAGGAGCCCUGCAGAUUGAGAACAGUGAGGAGUCGGACCAGGGGAAGUAUGAGUGUGUGGCCAUGAACAGCGCUGGAACACGGUACUCCGCCCCUGCCAACCUCUACGUCCGAGUCCGUCGCGUCCCUCCACGCUUCUCCAUCCCUCCCACCAACCAUGAGGUGAUGCCCGGAGGCAGUGUCAACUUGACCUGUGUAGCUGUGGGAUCACCCAUGCCCUUUGUCAAGUGGAUGAUGGGAGUCGAAGAACUCACCAAGGAGGACGAGAUGCCCAUUGGUCGUAAUGUUAUGGAGAUUACCAACAUCAAGGUGUCCACUAACUACACCUGUGUGGCCAUAUCAUCUCUGGGCAUGAUCGAGGCUACCGCUCAGGUCACGGUGAAAGCCCUCCCUAAACCCCCGACCUCCCUGAAAGUGACAGAGACCACAGCCACCAGUGUGACGCUGACCUGGGACUCUGGCAACCCAGAACCCGUGUCCUACUACAUGAUCCAGUACCGGCCCAAAACCUCCGACACGGGCUUCCAGGAGGUGGACGGAGUGGCCACCACGCGCUACAGCAUCGGAGGCCUCAGCCCCUACUCGGAGUACGAGUUCCGCGUGAUGGCGGUGAACAACAUCGGGCGCGGGCCGCCCAGUGAGCCCGUGGAGACCCGGACGGGGGAGCAGGCUCCCUCCUCGCCCCCCCUGGCCGUCCAGGUGCGCAUGCUGAGCGCCUCCACCAUGCUGGUCCAGUGGGAGCCCCCCGAGGAGCCCAACGGACAGAUCAGAGGGUACCGGGUGUACUACAGCUCUGACGCCGGCGCCCCGCUCAGUGCCUGGCACAAACACAACACGGACGACAGCAGACUGACCACCAUCUCAGGCCUGACCACUGACAUCACAUACAGCCUCCGGGUGCUGGGCUUCACCUCUGUAGGGGACGGGCCUCCGUCCGAUGUCCUGCAGGUCAAGACCCAGCAGGGAGUCCCUGCACAGCCCUCCAGCUUCGAGGCCGAGGCAGAGCUGGACACGCGAAUCAUGUUGACCUGGCUGUGGCCGGUCCAGGACUCCAUCACCAAGUAUGAACUGGAAUACUGGGAGGACAACUCUGACAACAAGAUCCACGUGACCUUUAACCCUGCAGGGUCAUAUGCCGUAGAGGGUUUGAAGCCUGACACCCUGUACCGCUUCUCCCUGGCAGCCCGCUCCGAGUUCGGCCUGGGGGUCUACACUCAGCCUAUUGAGGCCCGCACAGCUCAGUCCACCCCCUCCGCCCCUCCUCAGGAGGUCCACCUGUCCAGUCUAAGCUCCACCUCCCUCAAGGUGAGUUGGGUGGCCCCGCCCGCUGCAUCCCGCCACGGUGCCAUCGUGGCGUACACAGUCAGCUACCAGGCCACGGGCAGCACCAGCGAGGACCUGGAGCGCCAUGAGGUGUCGGGCAUUGGAGCGGACGCCACUAGUUAUGUUCUGGAGGGCCUGGAGAAGUGGACCGAGUAUCAGGUGUGGGUUAGAGCUCAUACUGAUGUAGGGCCCGGCCCAGAGAGUGCCCCGGUCAGGAUCAAAACUAAAGAGGACGUGCCAGGCGCUCCGCCCAGGAAGCUGGAGGUGGAGGCCGUGAACUCAACGGCCAUCCGGGUGACGUGGAAGCCCCCCCUGCCAGGGAAGCAGCACGGUCAAAUCAGGGGCUACCAGGUCAUCUUCUCCCGGCUGGAGAACGGAGAGCCGCGAGGUCAACCCAACAUCAUGGAUGUAGCUCUGCCGGAGGCUCAGUGGAAUAUUGACCAGUCCACAGAGUAUGAGGCCAUCAUUACUGGUCUGCACUCUGAGACCACCUACUCUGUCACCGUUGCAGCCUACACCACCAAGGGAGAUGGAGCGCGCACCAAAGCUAAAGUCAUCACUACCACCGGAGCAGUCCCAGGACGACCCACCAUGAUGAUCAGCACUACCAUCGGGAACACAGCUCUGAUCCAGUGGCAGCCUCCUAAAGACAUCGUGGGAGAACUGAUGAGCUACCAGUUGCAGUACAAAUGCCAGGAGGACACGACCUAUACCUCGCGGGAGUUCAAAAGCACGGACAACCACUACACUGUCACCGGCCUACACAAGGGCGCCACCUACGUGUUCAGACUGAGCGCCAGUAACCGGGCCGGGAUUGGAGAAGCCUAUGUCAAGGAGAUCAGCACGCAAGAGGACACGCCUAGCGGGUUCCCAUUAAACCUCCGUGUGACCGGCCUGACCACAUCGACCACCCAGCUGUCAUGGGACCCCCCAGCUCUGCCGGAGAGGAAUGGCAAGAUAGUACAAUACAUUGUGGUGUACAGAGACAUUAACGACCAGAACAACAGCACUAACAGGACGUCAGACACUCGCAUGACGAUCCACGGGCUGAAACCUGACACCACCUACGACAUCAGAGUCCAGGCCUUCACCAGUAAAGGAGGAGGACCUAUCAGCCCCAGUAUACAGAGCAGAACCAUGUCCACCUCGCCCGCGUUCGCCACAAGCUUCGGUGUCAAAGCUGUCAUGAAGACCUCAGUCCUGCUCACAUGGGAAGUGCCAGAAAACUACAAGUCCCAAGUGCCUUUCAAGAUCCUGUACAACCAGCAGAGUGUUGAGGUACAGGGGAACCUGAAGAGGAAGCUGAUAACUCGUCUCCAGCCAGACACAGACUACAGCUUUGUGUUGAUGUCCAGAGGGAACAGUGCCGGAGGUCUACAGCAGCAGGUCUCCAUCAGGACGGCCCCAGACCUCCUCAAGACCAAACCUGUCCUCUACUCCCCCCAGCAGAACCAGGGAGGGAAGCUCACCAUAGACCUACCCAAAGUACAGACCAUUGCUCAAGUCAGGUGGUACUACAUUGUGGUGGUACCAAUAUCUCAGUCGUCGCGGAGAUGGGAGAAUCCUGACGAGAUGGACCUAGAUGAGUUGUUGGAGUCCGGUGAGGGUCCGGUCCUUCGGCGCCGGCGCCAGGUAGAGUCCACCCGACCGUACAUCGCUGCCAAGCUGUCCUCGCUGCCUACCACCUUCACGCUAGGAGAUGAGAAGAGGUACAACGGCUUCUACAACAGGCCCCUGCCGGGACAGCAGCAGUAUCUGGCCUUUAUCCUGGCUGCCCUGAAGGAGCAGGACCAGGACAACAGUGACAGACAUAGGACCUUCUCAGCCAGCCCGUACUCAGACCCCAUCCAAGUGUCUCCCAACGUGGCCAAGAGUGUUGAGCAGCCGGAGAUGCUGUGGGUGAUGGGCCCUGUCCUGGCCGUGGUGCUCAUCAUCAUCAUCGUCAUCGCCAUACUGCUUUUCAAGAGCAAACAGGAGAGGAAGAGAGCCUCUCCCCUCCCGAAAGAUGACCACUCUGGAGGUGUGAAGGACUCAUUGCUAGGCAACUCCACUGACCCGGUGGAGAUGAGGCGGCUCAACUAUCAGACACCAGGUCCCAGUUCUCCGCGCUGCCCCAACACUCCAAGAAUGAGGGAGCACCCUCCCAUCCCUGUCAGUGAGCUGGCAGACCACAUAGAGAGACUCAAAGCCAACGACAGCCUGCGCUUCUCACAGGAGUAUGAGUCCAUAGAUCCAGCCCAACAGUUCACCUGGGAGAAUUCCAACAUGGAGGUCAACAAGCCAAAGAACCGUUAUGCCAAUGUCAUAGCCUACGACCACUCCAGAGUUGUCCUGACAUCUGUGGACGCUGUCCCAGGUAGCGAUUACAUCAACGCCAACUACAUAGACGGCUACAGGAAGCAGAACGCCUACAUCGCUACGCAGGGCCCACUUCCUGAAACCCUCAGCGACUUCUGGAGGAUGGUGUGGGAGCAGAGAGCUCACACCAUAGUGAUGAUGACACGGCUGGAGGAGAAGUCACGGGUGAAGUGUGACCAGUACUGGCCGGUCCGAGGGACAGAGACAUACGGAAUGAUCCAGGUCACCAUGUUAGACACAGUAGAGCUGGCUACAUACAGCGUACGCACCUUCGCCCUCUACAAGACCGGCGUGAAGAAUGGGUCCAGUGAGAAGCGCGAGAUUCGUCAGUUCCAGUUCAUGGCGUGGCCAGACCACGGAGUGCCAGAGUAUCCCACCCCCAUCCUGGCCUUCCUGCGCCGUGUCAAGGCCUGCAACCCCCCUGACGCCGGGCCCAUGGUGGUCCACUGCAGUGCGGGCGUGGGUAGAACCGGCUGUCUGAUUGUGAUCGAGGCCAUGCUGGAGCGUAUGAAGCACGAGAAGUCUGUGGACAUCUAUGGUCAUGUGACGUGUAUGAGGGCCCAGAGGAACUACAUGGUGCAGACGGAGGACCAGUACGUGUUUAUCCACGAGGCCCUGCUGGAGGCAGCCACCUGCGGCCUGACGGAGGUCCCCGCGCGCAACCUGUACGCCCACAUCCAGAAGCUCACCCAGCCGGCCGCCGGGGAGACCGUCACCGCCAUGGAGCUGGAGUUUAAGAGACUGGCCAACUCCAAAGCACACACAUCCAGGUUCAUCAGUGCCAAUCUGCCCUGCAACAAGUUCAAGAACCGGCUGGUGAACAUCAUGCCCUUCGAGUCGACCCGCGUGUGUCUGCAGCCUAUCAGAGGAGUGGAGGGGUCUGACUACAUCAACGCCAGCUGCAUCGAUGGAUACAGACAACAGAAGGCCUACCUGGCCACCCAGGGGCCCCUGGCGGAGACCACGGAGGACUUCUGGAGGAUGCUGUGGGAACACAACUCCACCAUCGUGGUCAUGCUCACCAAGCUCAGGGAGAUGGGACGGGAGAAGUGUCAUCAGUACUGGCCCGCGGAGCGUUCAGCCCGUUACCAGUACUUUGUGGUGGACCCCAUGGCUGAGUACAACAUGCCCCAGUACAUCCUCCGAGAGUUCAAGGUCACCGACGCCAGGGAUGGCCAAUCCAGGACGAUCCGUCAAUUUCAGUUCACUGAUUGGCCAGAGCAAGGAGUGCCAAAGACCGGUGAAGGAUUCAUUGAUUUUAUUGGCCAAGUUCAUAAAACCAAGGAGCAGUUUGGACAGGAUGGACCAAUCACUGUUCACUGCAGUGCGGGGGUGGGCCGGACAGGCGUGUUCAUCACGCUGAGCAUCGUCCUGGAGAGGAUGAGGUACGAGGGCGUGGUGGACCUCUUCCAGACGGUGAAGACGCUACGCACUCAAAGACCCGCCAUGGUGCAGACUGAGGAUCAGUAUCAGCUGUGCUACAGAGCAGCUCUGGAGUACCUGGGCAGUUUUGACCACUAUGCAACGUAACCACUCUGAGUUGAACAGCCUCUGGCACUUUGUGUCCCAUCUCAUCCACCGUACCUGAAUCAAACCAACCGCCUGAAAUGUCACCUGACCCCGCCACAGUUAUCCUAUCAAGGGGAAGAAGGGAGGGGCCACUGUCUCCUAGCGACAGGUUCAACCAUUUAACCAAUCCCAGAGGUCUACUACUUAAGAACAUCACACUGACGAGAUCCAACAACAAAAGAAUACCUUGUCGUUGACAACUGUACUGGAGCGAGUGACAGUUACCACUGAGUUCUGGUCUCUGUUCUAAAAUAUGCCAUAUGUUCUACUGGUAGCACUAAGAGAGGACCUUUCUUUUCUUAUUUUAUUAUCGUUAUCAUGACAAAUUAUUAUGAAUAAUAAUGUUGUUCUCAUUAUUUAGUUGUUUUUUUAUAAUCAUUUUAAUACAUCAGGCAUUUCCUUUGUCUUAAUGGCCUUGCUGUGGUCCUGCAUUUUAGUUUUUCCAUAAUCGGUACAUUUUAUUUUCUAGGUUAUGUUAGCACAAAGGACCUGUAUUUUUAACUUGUUCCUAGAUACUAACACAGGAGAGCCACUGUUUGUUCUCUGAAGCUGCUGUCGGUUUAUCUUUGUACCCUGAUUUUAUUGUUUAUUAUUCUCAUGUAUUUUUCAGUCUUAUUUGUUUUAAUAUGGAGCUGGGUUAACUUUGAUAAUAAGCCUUUUCACAUUGUUUUUUCUUAUAAAAAAGGAUUUUAAAAGAAGUACAAAAUCAUUUGAAAACGUACACCAACCACAAUAGAGGUACUGAGUAUAUAAACUACAAUAGCUAGUGAGAAUCCUGGAAUCAACUUAUCACAACUAAAUCUCCAUUGUACAGACACUCAAAGAGCACAUGAUUAUUU